GGGUUAACUUGUAUUUUUCUCUUUUCGCCCUAGACCUGAAAGAGGAGCGUGAAGAACUGAAUGAAAUACAAGAUAAAGAUCAGUACAAGAAACAUCAUGAUUUCAUUACUAGACAAACAUUUAGUUGCUCACAGACAGCAAAGACUUCCUCACAAAAAAGAGCUAAAAAGACUAGAUCUAGAGAUCAUUUCACCUGCAAACAGUGUGGAAAGAGUUUCAACCUUCAAGGAAAACUUAAGGUCCACAUGAGGAUUCACACUGGAGAGAAGCCUUUCAUCUGCCAACAGUGUGGAAAGAGUUUCAGUGAACAUGGAAACCUUAAAGACCACAUGAGGAUUCACACCGAGGAGAAGCCUUACACCUGCUCUCAAUGUGGAAAGAGUUUUACACAUAAAAGCACUUUUAAUGCCCACAUGACAAUUCACACAGGAGAGAAGCCUUACACCUGCAAACUGUGUGGAAAUAAUUUUGUUGGGAAAGGAAGCUUUAACAUGCACAUAAGGAUUCACACUGGAGAGAAGCCUUACUCCUGCCCUCAAUGUGGAAAGAGUUUUACUCAACAAGGAAACUUUAACAGGCACAAGAGAAUACACACUGGAGAGAAGCCGUUCACAUGCAAACUGUGUGGAAACAGUUUCACACGACAAACAAGCUUUAAAGGGCACAUGAGAAUUCACACCAGAGAGAAGCAUUAAACCUGCAAUCUGUGUGGAAGAACUUCCCAACAAAACUAAUCCUUAACUAUCACAU
Molecule: messenger RNA, 750 nt
Organism: Sinocyclocheilus rhinocerous
Lineage: Eukaryota; Metazoa; Chordata; Actinopteri; Cypriniformes; Cyprinidae
Product: gastrula zinc finger protein XlCGF49.1-like
Exons: 1
Biological process (GO): regulation of transcription by RNA polymerase II
Molecular function (GO): DNA-binding transcription factor activity, RNA polymerase II-specific; RNA polymerase II cis-regulatory region sequence-specific DNA binding
Source: RefSeq, a predicted model, not a curated record